ACUUCACCACUGUAUUGUAUUUCCCUUGUCAGACUUCACCAUUCAUCUUAGCAGACUAUAAAAAGACAUGAGAAAGACCAGAAACACAUCCCUGGACACCACGGUGACGGAUUUCAUCCUCCUGGGCUUGGCUCACCCCCCCAAUCUAAGAACCCUCCUUUUCCUGGUCUUCCUCAUCAUUUACAUCCUGACUCAGCUGGGGAACCUGCUCAUUCUGCUCACCGUGUGGGCUGACCCAAAGCUCCAUGCUCGCCCUAUGUACAUUCUCCUGGGAGUCCUCUCAUUCCUGGACAUGUGGCUCUCCUCAGUCAUCGUUCCUCGAAUUAUCCUCAACUUCACUCCCACCAGCAAGGUGAUCCCAUUUGGUGGCUGUGUGGCUCAGCUGUUUGCCUUUCACUUCCUGGGCAGCACCCAGUGCUUCCUCUACACCUUGAUGGCCUACGACAGGUACCUGGCAAUAUGCCAGCCCCUGCGCUACCCCAUGCUCAUGAAUGGGAGGUUAUGCACAAUCCUCGUGGCUGGAGCUUGGGGAGCUGGCUCCAUCCAUGGGUCUAUCCAGGCCACCUUGACCUUCCGAUUGCCCUACUGUGGGCUCAACCAGGUGGAUUAUUUUUUCUGUGACAUCCCUGCAGUGUUGAGACUAGCCUGUGCUGACACAACUGUCAAUGAGCUUGUGACAUUUGUGGACAUUGGGGUUGUGGCCGCCAGUUGCUUCAUGUUAAUUCUGCUCUCCUAUGCCAACAUAGUCCGUGCCAUCCUGAAGAUACACACCGCUGAUGGGAGGCGCCGGGCCUUCUCCACCUGUGGCUCCCACCUGACCGUGGUCACAGUCUACUAUGUCCCCUGUAUUUUUAUCUACCUUCGGGCUGGCUCCAAAAGUCCCCUGGAUGGGGCAGUGGCUGUGUUUUACACUGUGGUUACUCCAUUACUGAACCCUCUCAUCUACACGCUGAGGAACCAGGAAGUGAAGUCUGCUCUGAAGAGGAUAUCAACAUGUCGAGGGCUGUGAGUGAAGAUAGGUAACCACACCUACAUCACCAACGCUAGCACUCCUUUCAGUACUGCUGCAUGUGA
Nycticebus coucang (slow loris) is the source of this 1074-nucleotide messenger RNA. RefSeq names its product olfactory receptor 10G2-like. Gene Ontology annotation, molecular function: olfactory receptor activity; G protein-coupled receptor activity. The record is from RefSeq and is a predicted model, not a curated record. The transcript has a single exon. Gene Ontology annotation, cellular component: membrane. Gene Ontology annotation, biological process: G protein-coupled receptor signaling pathway. NCBI's taxonomy places the organism in Eukaryota, Metazoa, Chordata, Mammalia, Primates, Lorisidae. Bases 68 to 1009 code for a protein of 313 amino acids.